AACUUGUAACUCUUGUAACAGUCUCCCUAUUUUACGAAUGAAAACUAAAUAUCCCACAAUCCCUCUGUUGACACCAGUCGGCCAGGGCAAUGUUAAGAUAUGUGAAAUGUAGCUAGCUGUCCAGCUAAAGACAGAAUCAAACCGUUUUGUUACAGAUGUGGGGACGCGUAUUUGUGAACCCAUUGGUGACUGGCAGAGUUCAUCUCCUCUGGAAUCGCAGAAGAUUAUUUACCAUGCAGGUGAAAACGAAAGAGUUUCAGUCAUUGUUCACCGAUGGGCUGAAUAGCAUAGCAGAGCUUUUCGAGAAGAACCAUUUUGAGCUGCGUAUAGCAGGAGGCGCUGUGCGGGACCUCCUGUCCGGGAAGCGGCCGGACGAUGUGGAUUUUGCCACGACUGCCACGCCCAACGAGAUGAAGGGCAUGUUCCAGGCAGCUGGGGUCCGGAUGAUCAAUAAUAAAGGGGAGAAGCAUGGGACCAUCACUGCUCGGAUACACAAUGAGAACUUUGAGGUGACCACUCUGAGAGUGGACAUACAGACAGAUGGACGGCAUGCUGAGGUGGAGUUCACCACUGACUGGAAGAAAGAUGCAGAGCGCAGGGACCUCACCAUCAACUCCAUGUUUUUUGGCUUAGACGGGACCCUGUAUGACUAUUUCAAUGGCUAUGAAGACCUUAAGAACUGUAAGGUCCGGUUUGUUGGUAGUCCAGUUGCGAGAAUUCAGGAGGACUACUUGAGAAUUCUAAGAUACUUCAGGUUUUAUGGAAGGGUGGCAGGGCAGGCCGGGCAACACGAGCUUGAGACGCUGCAGGCCAUUCGGGAGAACGCCCAGGGGCUGGCCUCCAUCUCGGGAGAGCGCAUCUGGGUGGAGCUGAAGAAGACGCUGGUGGGGAACCAUGCAGCACAUCUGGUUGAACUCAUGUAUGAGCUGGGCAUGGCUCAGUAUAUGGGGUUACCUGUGGAGGGGAAUGUGGCAGAGCUGAUGCGGGUGUGGCAGCAGGCACAUGGUUGGUCGCCUAAGCCAAUGACGAUCCUGUCGGCACUGUUUCGGAGCUCGGCCGAGGUGGACCGGCUGGACCUGCGGCUGAAGAUCUCCAGGGAGGAGAAGAACCUCGGGCUCUUCCUGGUGAAGCACAGGCGGGAGCUUGUCAAGUCUGAGGACGAACCUGACAGCAUCAAGCCCUUCACCGAUUUCAUCAUCGAUUGUAGGGAGACUGACGCCCAGAGUAAGAUGUGUGAGUUGCUGAAGUACCAGGGUGAGGAGCGGCUGCUGGGGAGGAUGCAGACCUGGGACAUCCCCCGCUUUCCCGUCAGCGGCCAUGACCUGAGGAGGAUGGGCAUCACCUCCGGCAAGGAGAUCGGUCUCAUACUGCAGAACCUAAGGGACGUCUGGAAGGACAGCCGCUACCAAAUGGACAAAGAGGAGCUACUGAACAAUGUGGUCAGGUCAUAGCCAGGGACCCAAAGGGGGUCAUAGCACGUCCCUGCAUCUGAAAGUCAUCCAAAACCUGGGCACACCCCCUUACCCAGUUUUUCCACUUUUGGGAAGUUUGAGGCUGUGGUGUUGCAGCCAGUGUUCACACAGCUGUCCAAUCUAAGACAAUAAGCAAAUUAUGUACUCUAUGGUGGCAGCUAAUGGUGGCUCUUGUGGCUGCAAUGAACGUUUUCCAUUUCCAGUCAAAUUAGCUUUUAGCAAAGCAAAGAUGGCGUCUAGUGAGGGGGGCUUGAACAGGAAGAGACAGUCCUACACCAAGCCAACAUAUUUGAUUCAGUGGGGUAUAAGCGUAUGUGAGAUUUCCCGGUUUGCAACAAUCAUUCGUUUUUUUGGGUGUUUUUUUGCAAACAAAACAUACUUGUUAAAAGAUGCAUAGUAUGCUGGCUUGCCACACUCAUGCUUGUGGGAAAACUAAGAAUAAAAAUGUGAAAUGUGAAA
Molecule: messenger RNA, 1931 nt
Organism: Conger conger (European conger)
Lineage: Eukaryota; Metazoa; Chordata; Actinopteri; Anguilliformes; Congridae
Gene: trnt1
Product: tRNA nucleotidyl transferase, CCA-adding, 1
Exons: 8
Coding region: 156-1451 (431 amino acids)
Biological process (GO): RNA processing
Molecular function (GO): RNA binding; nucleotidyltransferase activity
Source: RefSeq, a predicted model, not a curated record